Messenger RNA from Ochotona curzoniae (black-lipped pika), 2618 nucleotides. RefSeq names its product peroxisomal biogenesis factor 12 (gene PEX12). Gene Ontology annotation, molecular function: protein binding; ubiquitin-protein transferase activity; zinc ion binding. Gene Ontology annotation, biological process: protein monoubiquitination; protein import into peroxisome matrix. The record is from RefSeq and is a predicted model, not a curated record. Gene Ontology annotation, cellular component: peroxisomal importomer complex; peroxisomal membrane. The coding region runs from base 404 to 1474 and encodes 356 amino acids. The transcript is spliced from 3 exons. Lineage: Eukaryota; Metazoa; Chordata; Mammalia; Lagomorpha; Ochotonidae.
UCCACGGUCUGCCCUGUCUCUUCGAACUCUUCGGAGCCCGGCUAGAUUUGGAGCCUUCGCAAUCGAGGUUCCCUGGUGCGUGGCUGCAGGACCCAACUCGCAGACAGAGCUCCUUCGCCCCGCAGCACCUGACCCCUAAACUCAUGCUCAACCCUGCGGGGUGCAGCAUUUGACAAGUCGCCUUCUCCCCGACAUGCCCCCCUUCCACAAACCAAGCCCCAGUUAAUUGCCUUCCUAACCUCAGUUUGAGACCCCUCCCUUCUUGCCCCCUCUCCACCUCUUCAAAUCUAAUCGUCUGUAAAAUUGGAGUUGAGUAUUACACAGAAAGAUUACCUUUAAGAUCGAGCAUUUCUUUGGUACCUAAAAAAGAUUUGAUGCUAACUCAAGAGUCGCUGGGGAGACCAUGGCCGAGCAUGGGGCGCACAUCACAACUGCAUCAGUGGCCGAUGACCAACCUUCCAUUUUUGAGGUGGUGGCGCAGGACAGUCUAAUGACAGCAGUGAGACCUGCACUUCGGCAUGUGGUCAAGGUUCUUGCGGAAUCCAAUCCUGCCUCCUAUGGCUUCCUGUGGAGAUGGUUUGACGAAAUCUUCACGCUGCUGGACCUUCUGCUUCAGCAGCAUUAUCUGGCUAAAACCAGCGCCUCCUUCUCAGAGAACUUCUACGGCUUGAAGAGGAUCGUCAUGCGUGACACACACGGCAUCCAGCGGCUGGCCAGCGCCGGCCUGCCCCGGCAGCAGCUCUGGAAAUCCAUCCUGCUCCUGGUCCUCCUUCCCUACCUCAGGGUGAAGCUGGAGAAGUUGGUCUCUAGCCUGCGGGAGGAGGAGGAGUACUCCAUCCAUCCUCCUUCUUCUCGCUGGAGACGCUUUUACAGAGCCUUCCUGGCAGCCUACCCAUUUGUCAACAUGGCAUGGGAAGGCUGGUUUCUCGUCCAGCAGCUUCAGUACAUCUUAGGGAAAGCUCAGCACCACUCGCCCCUGCUGAAGCUGGCUGGGGUUCGGCUGGGUCGACUGACGGCUCAGGACAUUCAGGCUCUGGAGCACAAAGCUGGCAUGAUGCCGCAACCGGCCAGGAGCUUCAGGGAGCAGAUUAUUUCAGCUCUGAAGAAAGCAGUAGGGGGAGUUGCCCUGUCCCUCUCCACCGGCCUUUCCGUAGGUGUAUUCUUCCUACAGUUCCUAGACUGGUGGUACUCAUCUGAAAAUCAAGAAACCGUCAAAUCAUUGACUGCGCUGCCUACCCCCCCACCACCUGUCCAUCUCGACUACAACUCGGAUUCUCCUCUCUUACCCAAACUGAAGACUGCGUGCCCACUGUGUCGUAAAACCCGAGUGAACGAUACCGUCCUUGCCACAUCUGGCUAUGUGUUUUGUUACCGCUGUGUGUUUAACUAUGUGAGGAGUCACCAAGCUUGUCCCAUCACAGGCUAUCCCACAGAAGUACAACACCUGAUUAAGCUGUACUCCCCUGAGAACUGAAAGCAGUAAGCACCUGCUGUCCUGAACCCUAGAGCUCAGUGUGACGUGGCAUUCUCUCAGCCUCCUCUGGGAACUAUAAGUAACUAAGUGCUUAUAGACCCAUUUGAUCCUAACCUUUUAUUGGCUCUCUAGACUCGCUACUUACAACUGACCAAACUGUGCUGUGGAGCCUCGAAAUCAGCAGGGGAUUUGAAGGGCAGCAGAGGUGGAGAGAAGUAGUGGAUGGUUUAUCCAUUCAUUUCUAAAUGAACAGUUAUACAAGUUCUCAGGAAAAAAAGCCAGGCUAGACUUUAUGAAGUGGGUGGUGAGAAAAUAAAGUAUUCAACAAAGUGCUGGCUUUAUCAAUUUCCAAAUAUGAAAAUGUGAACGUACUCUUCAUGGAAAUACUUACAAAACACUUUAGAACAGUUCCUACUAUACACUGUGACCCAUGACAAGUGCUGUAGUUUAUCAAAUUUUUUAAGAUUACUUUAUGAGCCAUAAAUAUCUUUUCUGGGAAACCAGUUAAAAAGAACAGAGGUUGAAUGUACAGGAAGAUCUCAAUGUGAGAGCAAAGCUAACAAAAAAAGUAGAAUAUUUAGCCAGCUAUAUACAAAUAAAGGCCCUUUUAAUAAGCUUUUCCUGCUUGCUGUUAAGUUUGCUAAACUGGCAUGAAUAUUCUGUCUACUAUUAAAGAAACAUUUAAAGUCAAUUUUUAAGAAUGUUUCUGACAAAUUUUAUGUUGGCAUAAUCAUGCAGGAACUUAAGAUUUACUUGAGAUGUUUAAAUUUUCACUCAGACCACCUUUGGUUUUGGGGGGUAUCUGUAUACUGAUUCACAAUUUUGUUUUUUUGCUAAACCAAUAACUGAGACAAGGAUCCUCUGCUAGAAGGUAAGCGCUGUGUGCAGCAGCUAAGACGUCACUUAGGAUGCUUGGUCCUACAUCAGAGUGCCUGGUUUGAGUCCCAGCUUCCUGCUAAUGUGCACCCUAGGAAACUGCAGAAGAUGGCUCCAUUAGCUGGGGCUCUGCCCCCUGUGUGUUGAGUUUGGGGCUUCUGGCUUCUCCUGGGCCCAGUGCAUGCUGUUGUGGACAUCUGGUGAGAAUCAUUGGACAAAGAAUUCUGUGUCUCUUCGUUUUUCAAAUAAAAAAAGGCAAUGGUAAAAA